Exophiala xenobiotica is the source of this 2244-nucleotide messenger RNA. RefSeq lists its product as uncharacterized. NCBI's taxonomy places the organism in Eukaryota, Fungi, Ascomycota, Eurotiomycetes, Chaetothyriales, Herpotrichiellaceae. The coding region runs from base 1 to 2244 and encodes 747 amino acids. The record is from RefSeq and is a predicted model, not a curated record. Gene Ontology annotation, cellular component: NatC complex. Gene Ontology annotation, biological process: N-terminal peptidyl-methionine acetylation. The transcript has 5 exons.
AUGUUCCCAGCUCGGAUCAUCCACCCCAAUGUCCAGAUCAAUGAUAUAAGCGGACAAUUUCGCAACGCUGCUUCAACGCUGCAGCCAGGCAAAUUGGUCAAGGAUGAGCACUUCACGCUCUUCGAGGCCGUCAGUGCCUUGGAGAUUGGAGACCCUAAGAUGGACAGUGGCUCGGUCGCGUUUGAUCCAGACAAUGAAAUCGAAUUCGACUUUUCAACCACCAUCUCUCCUGAAGAGACCAUAUGGCUGAUGGAUGAGCUGUUAUGUCGGGAGGUCGCGUGGCAUAAGGGCUAUCCGCUCUCCCAGACCCUCUUCACAUCCGUACAUAUUGAUCGUCUGCUGUGGCCGGAGCCGAAGCGACUAUCUGACGCACGAUUCCUUCGAGAAACGCCUGUUACUACCGGUCCACCUUCGCUACUUGAGGAUGUCUUUCGACCCUAUUGCCUCGCACUCGUGAAAGCUUGUGAUCUUGUGCUUGGAAUGGUCAUGAGUCAGCAUUACUAUGAAGAGGAAGACUUUGCAUCGCAGAUCUUCAACAGACCACUGUUGCACACUUUCUCCCCCGACGAAAUUCUAAGCGAGCUACAAAUUGCUCAAGCCCGGCUGAGCCAGAGUGACCUACCUACCGAACCCAAAGAAGCCCUCGUGGAUAGGUUGAGCGUGCGAAGCUCCUUUCUCAAACUCCUCAACACUUGUUCAGCAGGUGAUAGGCCUGAAGAAUCACUGCACGAUGAGUGCAUCGCUUUCCUCGACCGAAUUGAAGCCACCACGAACCUAGGUCACGCAGUCCCCACGGAGGCUUUCACUCUUAAAAUCCAGCGCAAACUUGCAAGCAGCGUCCCUCCUCGGCCAAUGAUCGCGAUUGAACGGCCCAAAGCAUUCCCCUUCUUCCGUCAACUCAUUACCGACACCAUUACAGCAUUCCAACUCCUCGACGUCUCGUUCAGUGCUGACCUGCUCGUCGCAUAUCAACAAUUCACAGCCCAAGAACGUCAACCAGCCGUCUACGUACGUGCCCUUCUCCAAGCCUUCUUGUACCUGAACAACCAUGUCCUAGGCCGCUACAGCCCGAAGGACUUCAUCCUGCAGGACAUGCGCAUCCUUGUUCUACCCACCCACCGCCUCCUCUGCAGCAGCGGGCAGGACGAUGAGAUCUUCACUGAUGCCCAAUUCAACGUUGUCUCGCACUUCGACAUGUUCAUUGACCGUACCGCCGAGUCCUUCCUCAACCUCUUCCGCACAGUCUGCCUCAAUCGACCCCGUGUCCGACGCACAAUAUGCCAUGCCGCACAGGAAUGGGACCAGAUCCAAGCCGAAGCCGAAGAUCUCGACACCCUCAUUCAGUCCGCCUUCGGCGAGCAGCCGAUCCCCUAUCCCGAUCCGGCAGACGGAGCUAUGACCUUUUCCUAUAGUCUGAGCAGCUGGUUCUAUCACUACAAACUCAUACAACUCCGAACAAUCGUGCAAAUGGGUUUUGAGCUGUCCAUAUACGCGCCGCACGAAUGUCGCAGUAUGUACUGGUACCUCUCCUUCCUAUGCGGCACGCACAUGUCACAUCUCGAACGGAUCAGCUACUUCGUGUCCUCCGCGGCGGCCUCGUCCCAAAGCAGACCAGAUCCUGCACAACAAGCAGUCCAGCGAACCCUCCAUCAUCUCUAUCGACAAUUCACAUUCCUCAAAGCAACCGAAUCCCUAGCCAAGUCUUUGCACAGAAUUUUCGUCAUCCUUGAACGGCACAGCUUAUUGGUCAAGCCAAAUUUCCCAUAUUCUUCCGACAAGAUGCGCUAUGAAUUACGCAUGCGGCCCUUUUUGCCCUUGGCUAUCCCCGAACCCAUAGGCGAGGACGUCGCCAGCCAUGUGUCGUCGUUGGCGGGACUAUCAGAUGAGGAAGUCCUAGAGCAGGCAGCGGCGAUGAAUCAAGUGGCUAGACGGGCGUGGGAGGAAGUCCUGCGAGAACCCUGGCACACGGAACCCCUCGAGCCAGAGCAAUCGGGAACGCCCGGUAGUCUCGGGCAGAACGAGAAAGCCAAAGGAGACGAGGGAAGGACGAAGGUGGUGGAAAGAGAAUGGACGAAAGACGUGCGCAAUAGUAUGAAGUCGUGUAUUGGGACGGGGAUUGCGAUUAGUACGCUCAACAAGGCACUGAAAGAGCGGAAGAUGGGACGCUUGCAGGUCGAGAUGCCGAUUGGUGGUGAGCGUGAUAGAUGGCAUGUAGCAUGGGUGGUGCCGAAGAUUAAGAACUGA